Molecule: messenger RNA, 423 nt
Organism: Histoplasma capsulatum G186AR
Lineage: Eukaryota; Fungi; Ascomycota; Eurotiomycetes; Onygenales; Ajellomycetaceae
Exons: 2
Coding region: 1-423 (140 amino acids)
Source: RefSeq, a predicted model, not a curated record
AUGCAUGAAAGGAGCCGCAAACUUAGGAUGGAGCAGGUGCAGCUCAACCAAAACGUGAAAGAUGCAGGAUCUGGAUGUGACAUGCAAUUCGAAGGAUGGGGUACAACUCCCCCUGAAAGCUGUGACGAGGAAAAUGCUUAUAUACCUCGUGAGAUAAAAUUGAAUAUCGAGGAAGAGAGUAGGGGAUAUCGCAGCAACAACAACAACAGCAACAGCAAAAACGCAAACACUCCCCCGGGCAGCACGGCGCGCAAUCCAAUCGGGAAUACAGCCGCUCCGCAGAGCAAGAAGGACCAUGCAGCAGAUGCUGGGAAUGAUGCUGGAGAAUCGAGUGGUCCAACAGCCAGCGGGGAGACAGGCCAAGUUGGGCUGAGGUUCGGAUCUUGGGGUUUCGGCACGGGCACGAGCAACUGGCCCUGCUAG